AUGGUGGUUCAAGGCGUUGGCUACUAUCGGUGCAUUGGCAUGCUAUGCGUCUUCAAGAAGUAUGCACAUGUGAAGGCUGAGGAGGCGCAGGUUAACGAUCGGCCUGCGUGGUUGCGACGUGUGGGGGAGCCGUUUGAUGCUGUGGACCUCUCUGCACGGAGCCGGCUGCAGGAGAUGGGCAAGCGACGUGACCGGUUGGCUCGGCAGUUGCGAGCGCUUCGGGAAGCCCAGGCAGCGGAUCCUGAGUCCGUCAUCUCGACGGAGUUGGAGGAUGUUCAAGCGACAGAGCGUUUCGGUUUCAAGAAGCAAGAAGCAGAGGCAUCUGGAAGUGGCAGAGAGGCGGCUUCGAGACCAUCGUGA
Molecule: messenger RNA, 360 nt
Organism: Symbiodinium natans
Lineage: Eukaryota; Dinophyceae; Suessiales; Symbiodiniaceae
Source: the annotation of a GenBank genome assembly